Messenger RNA from Thalassophryne amazonica, 891 nucleotides. RefSeq names its product receptor activity-modifying protein 3-like. Gene Ontology annotation, cellular component: membrane; signaling receptor complex; cell surface. The transcript is spliced from 4 exons. NCBI's taxonomy places the organism in Eukaryota, Metazoa, Chordata, Actinopteri, Batrachoidiformes, Batrachoididae. The record is from RefSeq and is a predicted model, not a curated record. Bases 218 to 721 code for a protein of 167 amino acids. Gene Ontology annotation, molecular function: coreceptor activity. Gene Ontology annotation, biological process: calcium ion transport; regulation of G protein-coupled receptor signaling pathway; cellular response to hormone stimulus.
AGGCUGAGGCAGUCAUCAAGAAAACGGUCUUUAGGAUAGGAUUUCUUCCGUGUCUGACCUGGCUUCCAAAGCCAGCAGAAAUCGUUUUUGAGUGGUGACAGCAUGAGGGAAGUCAGCCGUGCACAUUUGGGAUAAUGAUGAUUCGCUUCAAACUGACAUUUGCACGGAGCUGCAGCUGAGCUUUUCACUCACACUGAGGUCCGAUUCUUCCAGCGUGAUGGAUACAAAUGAGUGCGCAGCACUCAAACUUUUCGUGGUCGGGAUUUUGUUCAGUACGUGGAUCAUGAGAGAAUCGCUAGCUGCUGACAGUGUUAUCAUGGAGAGCACUCUAGCACCCCGGUUCAGGACUGCCAUGUGUAAUAAGUCUCACUUGCAGGGGGAGGUGGAAGUCUGCGGAGAGAACUUCAAGCGGGACAUGGCUCGAAUAGAUGAGCAGUACUGGUGCAACCUCACAUACUUCAUCCGUGAGUACCACAGCUUCACAAGCUGCACGGAGAACAAGUCCAAAAGUAUCAACUGCUAUUGGCCCAACCCACUGGUGGAAAAUUACAUCAUCCACAUACACAAGCACCUUUUCUCCAACUGCACCUUGGAGGAAGUCAUAUGGGCGGAUCCUCCAGAUGAGACGCUGACCGUCCUCAUCCUCAUUCCCGUCUUCCUCACCUUGGCUAUGAUUGCUCUGGUGGUGUGGUGCAGCAAGAGAAGUGACAUCCUGGCUUAAUCAGGAGUUGAGGAUGGUGAAGAAGAAGACAAGGAGUGAUUCACUUUCUCCACUCAAACAAAACUGUACCUGAGAAAGGAAGGCACUGAUCUGUUGGAGGUUCUUUUGUUGGUCAGACUUCCUGAUAAGUGCCAAUGCAAACCAACUGCACCUUCUAGUGAAACAUGGAA